Messenger RNA from Aspergillus ruber CBS 135680, 1383 nucleotides. RefSeq lists its product as uncharacterized. The transcript has 3 exons. The record is from RefSeq and is a predicted model, not a curated record. Lineage: Eukaryota; Fungi; Ascomycota; Eurotiomycetes; Eurotiales; Aspergillaceae. Bases 231 to 1298 code for a protein of 355 amino acids.
CAAGACAAUCGAGCUAUGAUGAGACAGAGAUAACAUGAGACGAACCGAGAGAGUUCUCAGCGUCAAUACGAAUCCGCCUCGUUUUGGCCCCAAUUGUACUGCUCUCAGCCUGGGGCGGAUUUCUCUUCGUCGCAACUACUACAAAAUCGCCCGAAUCUGCACGACGGACCACUUUUUCUUUAGAAGCUGUCUUUAUUUUGUUUAGAAAAACACAUACUAUUGAGCGCAAUAUGAAAUCGCAAAUGAAUGCCCACUCAUCAUCCAACGCCCAGUCACCAUGGCAGCAAAAAGUCCAGGUAACGGCUUACGGCUUCGACGAGGCCUAUCCCAAGGUCUGGCUCAUCUUUGAGGCUUUAUGUCUUGUUGCGCUGCUUGGGUUUCUCGUGUGGUCGUGCUUUAUCAGACAGCCACGGGGUGACCCGAAGAAACCGCUGCCUAUAAAGGCAGUUAUUGCGUCUAUUCUGAGCUAUGCAAUCGCGAGAAUGAUGAACAUCAUAACUCUCUUCCUGGGCAUUUUCAAAGCCAACGUUCAGCAGAGCUACGUUAUCGUUUCUAUGCUGAACCAAAUCUUCUACCUCAUUGCCGUAAUGCUGGGAUUCUACGUUUUCUGGAAGCUCAUACAGAAGCUUCUCGAGCGGCUGGCAGAAGACAAGCCAAGCAAGGCCUUUGCUCCCAUGGCCAUCGCCCACUGGGUCCUAUUGGGAGUUUUGUCCGUGCUCUCAGCUGUAGAAUGUGCGCUUUACAUUGCCUUUGUUGUCAAAGGUAUCAAUGUGGGUGAAAGGUACAUGAAGCUUGCAUAUGAGUAUAACAAAGUCUCUGCAGCCCUGAGUAUCUUCUGUUGGAUUGCUUCGUUGGAGGCUUUUUGCUGGAUUAUCUUUGUUUUCGUCAGCGCUGCACCUGACCGAAGGGCCGGACUCGUUUCCCUGUCCGUGGGAAGCUUCUUCUUUUUUCUCGUCAACUUCGUCCUAGCCAUCUUACAAAUUAUCUACGUCCUCGAGCAAAACAUGGCCCCAGACUACCUCGACGCCGCCAGGACCGUCAUCGAGUUCUUCUGCACCAUAGGAAUUUAUGCCGGUGUUCUUCUGUGCUUCCGGAAAUGGCACCAUGUGCAUAUCAGUCCGCCACAGAAGGUCCUGGAAGCAGGCGGAGACGAAGGAGAGACGAACGAGGAGGACUGUAACUCUUCGCUGAGGUCGUAUCAUAGUAUGGUGUAUUCGCAGCAGCAGGAGCAGCUGAGGUAUUCAUUUCCCCAGGGGGCGGCAUCGGCGCAGCAGGUGCAUAUGUAUAUGCCACGGUGAUUGUACCGGUGGGGACGAGAUAAGAUGUUAUGUUAAUUUAUGCUUGAGUUUGUUUAAUGUUUAUCCCGAUUCAAAGGUUUCAACA